Aspergillus pseudoviridinutans is the source of this 4560-nucleotide messenger RNA. RefSeq lists its product as uncharacterized. The transcript has 6 exons. Lineage: Eukaryota; Fungi; Ascomycota; Eurotiomycetes; Eurotiales; Aspergillaceae. The coding region runs from base 1 to 4560 and encodes 1519 amino acids. The record is from RefSeq and is a predicted model, not a curated record. Gene Ontology annotation, biological process: triglyceride catabolic process. Gene Ontology annotation, molecular function: triacylglycerol lipase activity; metallopeptidase activity.
AUGGUCGGCAGUAAAUCCAAUGGUGACAUGAUAGACAAUGACGUAGAAGCCCACAGCGGCGACGUGAUAUCGCAAGUCCAAACAGCCGCCACAAACUCCCUCGCCUACAAACCGAACGUCGUGCUCAUAAACGCCGGCACCAAUGACUGCGACUACAACGUCGACCCAGCGAACGCGGGCGAGCGCAUGCGAUCCUUAAUCGAAACCCUAAUCAAUGCCCCCGAUAUGGCCAACACGUUAAUCGUCCUGUCAACCCUGAUUCCCUCCGGUUCCACAUCCCUCGAAGCCAACAGGCCCUCUGUCAAUGCACAAUUCCGAGCACUGGUCGCUGACAUGCAAGCGGGGCAGAAUAUCUCCAUCGUUCUGGCAGAUAUGGAUCCCCCGGCCCCGAGUCCCGGAAAUAACUGGAUCAAGUACCCCGAUAACUACGCCGAUGACAAGCACCCCAAUGACUACGGGUACUCCCAGAUGGCGGAUAUCUGGUAUAAUGCGAUUUAUGACGCCGCGGAAGCGAGGCUCAUCGUCAAGCCUGCGGACCUCAGCAUCUCGACCACGGGGACCUGCGACAAAGAGUACGGGAGCGGAGUCUACGCGGGCGGGUUCACGCAACAAGGAAGUGGUGAAGAUGAUGGGAUCUAUCGACACGACAGCGAGUAUAGCGGGGCAUUGUUUAGUGUUCGCGCCGGAAAGGGUGCACUUGAUCCAUACAGAGAUGAUGACGAGCUGUUCUUUUUCUUUGGGAGGCUUUAUACGAGGGAGUAUGAUGACUUGAUCAUCUUCCAGAAAGAUAAUGAAUCCGGGGCGGUAACGUUUGUUUCUUACACGAAUAAUGUUCACACUGAGGAGAAGGAGUUUACGAAGGGGGAUUCAUUCUCGACGCAUAAUAAUUGUAACCCUGGAGGUGUGCAUUUUAUUGAUGUGAAUGGUGACGGACUUGACGAUUACAUCUGCAUUGCCUUGGAUGGGACUACCUACGCAAGCAUUAACAAUGGAGACGGUGAUGCUGGGAGUAACAAGCCUCCAUCCUUCACGGAUAUCGGAUUAUGGAAGAGUCCAGAAGGACACGAUCAGGCGCAUGUACGACUUGCUGAUAUCGACGGCGAUGGUCGAGCCGACUAUUGUGUUUUGGCUGAUAACGGCGACAUCACAUGCUGGCGAAACGGAUGGAUAGAAGACGUCCCAGCAUACUGGCAGCCGCUGGGCAAGCGCUUCACCGGAAAAGGCAUGGGUGACCUCCGCGGCGUGCGAUUCGAAGAUAUAAACGGCGAUGGGCGCGACGACUGGAUGUGGGUUGAUGAUGAUGGUGCUACAACAACAUACACAAACUCCCGGAGCUGCAUUAAAGGAGAGGCUGGUGACGGAUUAAACGUUGUUUGGCGCCAGGGGUUCUACCAAGAUGCUAAUUCAGGCCCAUCACAUCCCGGGAUGGGAGGGUUAUUCGGUACAUCCGGAUUACGGGAUCAGAUUUACUUUGCUAGAAUUUAUGGUGAGGUGGCGGAUUUUGGAGAGCUCGGGAGACAGGACUAUGUGUUCAUCGAGAAGGAUACCUCUGACGAGAAUCUUGGGCCGAUGUAUUACAUUCAUGUGUGGAAGAGCAAAGGGGCGGGAGGGGCUAAGAUCAAAGCCGACGGAGACAGGUAUUGCAAUAUGGUGGGCCACGACAACGGUAUGAUGGAUUACGUUUGGAUCCAUUCAACCGGCCAUAUGCGCCUCUAUCCGAAUAGAGGCCUGGUUGAAGUACCCACUGACGGGUCGAGCUUCUGGGGAGGUAAUGAGAUUAUCUUCGACCCAACCCAGGAGCAAAUUGGCAUCAAACUUGACCGGCGCGAUCUGCAUCUCGCAGACUGGGAUGGCGACGGAGCCUGCGAUAUAAUUUGGACAGACCCCAACAAUCAGAACAAGGUUCAAGUUUGGCGGAACAUGAUCAAAGAAACUGGGCAGUUUGACUGGGAGUACAAUAUUAAUGCUGCAGAUCAGCUAUACUGCCCCGAGCACCGAGGCCUUGGUUUCUUUGACCGUCCUGUCCAUUUUGCUGAUGUUUCUGGUAACGGCAAGGCCGAUUACCUGUGCGUUGAGAAGGACGGCCGCACCUGGGGUUGGGUUAAUGGGGACGAUGGAUGGGAGUAUAUUGAUCAAUUCAAGUACUCCGAGCAGAAGGACAGGGCGAAUCUACACUGGGCAGACGUGAACGGCGACGGAAAGGCAGAUAUGAUCUGGACAGACAAGUUCUCAGGAGACGGGUCGGUCUGGUAUAACCUUGGCCGACGUGAUAUCAAGGGAUCCCGAUACGAAUGGGGACCGCAAGGUCCCAAGUACCGAGGUGCAGUUGAAGGCUCAUGCACUUAUUUCCCUGACCUAAACGGUGACGGCCGUGCAGACAUGCAUAGCAUUUGGAAUUCCAUCAACAACACAGCGCAGACAUGGUACAACGAAUGUGCCACCAAAGAUCACACCGGCGAUGACGGCCCGAUAACUGACCCCAAUCUACCUGUAUCUCCUGAAAACGGCUUCAUCGACGUCACCCCUCAUUAUCAAGAUGACAGCGGCUGCACUAGGGCCGAGGUGCAGACGAUCCUUGAAGAAAUGCAAUAUGCGGCUUAUAUCGCGUCGGAUGUUGGGUUAUAUGGCGGAUACUAUUCAUAUAGGGACCUCUUCUUCGCCAAAUCACUCAACGACGACUCGGUCUGGAUUCAGAAUGUAAGGAACACGUUCGACCGGAUGUUGUACAUGGUUGCUGGGCACCACGAUAGCGAUGAUGGAAAGUUCACGAUAACUUGCAAAAAUCUUCCGGGAUGUCGGGACGGGAGAGGCUGGCUUGCCAUGAUGAACUCUAACAAUCGACUUAAUUUCUGCCCAAAGUUCUUCACAGGUGACAUCCUUAAGAGUACCAAGUCAGUUCUGGCGAAGUGCGACUCAAUUAACCUCCAGGAUGCCCAUCUCACUCGAGCCGCGGCGAUUUUGCACGAAACAACGCAUACAAAUUGGGUUAUGGAGAUUGUCAAUGGGGAGAAUGGGAAAUGCCGCGAUUAUGUCUAUAAAUGGAAAGGAGCUCGAGAUCUUGCCGCAGGGACCCUGAAUCGACACUGUACCUACUCUGGCCGAAAGGCUGAAGAAAAUGCCAAUAAGCUCCGUAUAGCCGGCGAUGCUAACUGGCAACGCAGAUUGCUUUGUCCAGACCCAAAUAACCCGGGGCAAGAAGGCAUUUGUGACAGCAAGUUGUCCGCCUACAAUGCGGAUUCAUGGACUCUUGUCGUAGUUGGCGGGUACUAUACACAAAAAUGCGGCCGAGAGAUUCCCCUUCCUGAGGACUCUUCUUCUUCUUCAGCGGAUGGCUCCAGCUGUCCGGCCUACGAUGAUUCUUCUUAUGAUUCUGACCCUUUGUACGGGAUCAAUGAUUACGCUCACUUCGGUGACUCCUACGCCGCUGGGAUGGGUACAGGAACCACAUCCGGCGACAGUUGCCGCGUGGGAAGUAACAGCUACGGCGAGCUCGUCCAGGAGUGGUUUGAUAAUGAGGACUUCAAUUAUACUAACUUUGCAUGCUCCGGGGAUACAACGGUUGAACUGAAUAAGAAGAUCGACCAGUGGCUAGGACAGAACCCCACGGGGACUACCAUGGCAACCCUGACAAUUGGUGGGAACGAUGUGUUCUUCAGCGAUCUGGUUUCCAACUGCGUGCUAACGAUGUGGUGGUACUCACUUGAGCAAUACCGCCAGUGGUGUCUGGAGACUGAAGAGAAAGCCCGCAACCUGAUGCAGGAUACAGGAUCUGAUGGACUCGGUGCGAAACUUAGGGCUGCAUAUGAAAAGAUCUUGGAUGGAUCUGGCUCUACCUCGUUCAACCUUUACGUCCCUGGCUACGUCACCUUCUUCAACGAAGACACCCCAGAUUGCGACUCAACAACGUUCUGGUAUGAAAGCCCACACUACGACCCCCAGCAAUCCGGCAAUUAUGUGUGGCUCACGACCGACAUACGUAAAGAACUCAACGACCUCGUCCGCAUGCUCAACUCCCUAAUCCAAUCCACCAUCUCGGACAUCAACACCGCCCGAAACAGCCAACAGAUCCAUUACAUCGACAUGGACUCGCGCUUUGAUGGCCACCGUUGGUGUGAACCCGGAACCCAAGAACCAGACCCCGAUAACCCAAGCACUUACUUCUUCCUAUCCGCAUGGCCCGAUAUCGCGAUUGACGGGGACACGGCGGCCGAGAGUACGAAUGCUACCGAGACAGAUGAAAUAACAGCGCUUAUGAACGCCGGAUCUAUCCAACUGCCCGAUGCGGAUACGUGCCAGGCUGCUUUGGGUUCUGGCCCAGACCCCUAUGCAGCUUUCAUGUGUGACGUUGCUAUCCACGUCAAGGGGAACUCGUCGAGUUUGAUUGCUCAGAGUUUGGAUCGAGCGAAUCAAGCGAUUGCGAAUCAGGACUAUAGUAGCCAGGAUAUCUCUUGGUGGUUGCCUACUAGGCAGAUUAAAACGUUUCAUCCUAGGAGUCCUGGGAUGAUGUUUUAUGCGGGGGCUGCGGUGGGUGGGAUGUUGAGUGAUUGGGGGUUUGAUUAG